CCUAGCUGCUUUACCUUCCUCUCCCUUCAAUCUUUCUUCCAUAUUUUCUUUUCUUGGCAAACAAACAAAGUUUCAGCCGGUCAAGGAACCCAAAAAAAUAAAAAAGCACAAAAACUUUCCUCACUUCUCAAGCCUCUCUUCCAUCCAUCCAUCCAUAUAUAAGUAGGUAUACAAACCCAGAGAUUCAAUCAAUUCCCAAACAAACCUUUCAUUUUGCUUCUCAAUACUUUGCUGCCUCAUCACUUCUCUCUCCCCAACCCUAGCUAGUUAAUGGAACAAGCCAAUGCUUGCCAAGGAAAACCUCCCAGGCCAAAAUGGUUUCGCUCCAAGAUAAAAGUUGUUCAAGGUACUCUCCUUCUAUCAAUUUGUGUCUGGCUGGUGGUUCAAAUAACGAGCGACUUGCACGCCCACGAGAAUCCGAGCCAGCAACAUCGUCUCCUGGAUUCAGGGAAGAGCAGCAGGAAGCUGCUGUCGAGAAGGUGGAUCUGGGAGGACGAAGGAAACGAAGCAUGGGAGGAUGUGAUUGCGAGUGGGGACGAGAGGCUGACGAGGAAAGAGGACGGCGGCGGUGCGGGAGACGACGAGUUCGACGGCGACGACCAAGAAGACGUGGAGAGGAUGGUGAAACUUGCGCGACAAGCAACGUCGGAUUUUUCUGCCACGGUGAGGGAAUUGGACAGAGGAGCGGAUGCGUUUAACCAUGAGGUCAGUAAUGGUAAUGGCAACUCAUCCACAGGUGGCGUGAUAGAUUCAGAACUGCAUGAAUUUUUCGAGGUAGAGAGCAAUAACUAAUUUGUUCCAGCUUAGCUUGAAGAGGAUCAAUCGAGCGAGACCAUAAAAAUAAUACUCCUUUUAGGCCAAAAAAAAAAUGUGGACAAGUAGAGAGUUAGAAACUAAAGCAUGUGAUCGUUGUAUGGGUCUGAUUUAUUAACAGCUGAGAGAUGGUGAGACUAACUAAUAAUAUGCAGUACACUGCCCAAUUUGGCAUGCGAGUUGUGGCAAUUGGAUUAGAUCGUGCAUAAUUAAUUGUAUUUUGGGCCAAGUAAAACUGUUUUCGUGUG
Linum trigynum is the source of this 1061-nucleotide messenger RNA. NCBI's taxonomy places the organism in Eukaryota, Viridiplantae, Streptophyta, Magnoliopsida, Malpighiales, Linaceae. The record is from the annotation of a GenBank genome assembly.